This is a messenger RNA of Pestalotiopsis fici W106-1, 1983 nucleotides long. RefSeq lists its product as uncharacterized. Gene Ontology annotation, molecular function: single-stranded DNA binding; 3'-tyrosyl-DNA phosphodiesterase activity; double-stranded DNA binding. Lineage: Eukaryota; Fungi; Ascomycota; Sordariomycetes; Amphisphaeriales; Sporocadaceae. Gene Ontology annotation, biological process: single strand break repair; double-strand break repair. The transcript has 7 exons. Gene Ontology annotation, cellular component: nucleus. Bases 1 to 1983 code for a protein of 660 amino acids. The record is from RefSeq and is a predicted model, not a curated record.
AUGGCUCAGUCCGUCUAUGACAGUGACGAUGAUCCUGACUUGAGGCGUGCGAUUGAGCUGUCACUUGCAGCUGAUUCUACUACUGGGGCACGGAAAAAUGAGACUAUUGAGCUGAGCUCUGACGAGUCUGAAUCUGAUGAGGAUCUCAAGCGUGCCAUUGCCCUAUCGCUCGGACAAGACAUAACAGAGGGGGCUAGAAAGUCUGGUCAAGGCGGCACAAGUCAGGACGAAAAUAGUAAGCAAGAUGAAGAAGACGAAGACGAUAGUGAUGACGAUGACCUCAACAAAACACCGGUUUACCGGCCCAAGAAGAAGAUAACGUCGGAGCCUACAACCAAGAGUCUCCCAGUUCAAGAAAAACCAACGCAGGAACAAGACGCACCACAGAGUUCUGCGUCGAGCAUAUUGGGAUUAAUGGGCACCAAUCGCAAACAGAUGGAAGAGGAACGGCUGGCCCGACUCGCCGCAAAAAGAAAGGCCCCAGACACUGAGCAGGAAUCGCAGGGCCGAGAGAGCAGGCCACGGGCGGGAGCGGUGCCCGCGGCCUCGACUUCCAUGGUAAGCAACACAGGGCCAAGUAAGAAGAGGAAUACCAGUGCACACUUGCCUUUUCCCAAGGGUGUUGUCAAGAAGACGUUUGCGAGGGGGUUUUCAAGGACUAGUGAUGAUAUCAAGAUCGACGAGAUCCUCCAGAAAGAGCACUUGCAACUCGCUGUGCUGAGCUCUUUCCAAUGGGACGAGGCAUGGCUGAAUUCCAAGAUCGACUUCAAGAGGACUAAUGUGGUUUUGGUUGCCUUUGCAAACAGCGAGGAACAGCAACAUGAGAUCACAGAAAACGCCCGUCAAUCUUUUGGAGGCACCAAGAUCAAGAUGUGUUUCCCCCCGAUGUCCGGCAUUGGAAACAUGCAUUCAAAAUUGCAACUUCUAAAAUUCGCCAAUUACCUCCGGAUCGUCGUACCAUCUGGUAAUCUGGUGCCCUAUGAUUGGGGCGAGACUGGUGUUAUGGAGAAUAUGGUCUUCAUUAUAGACCUCCCGCUUCUCAAGGACCCAGAUGAGGCCCAUGUUCUAACUCCUUUUGGCGAAGAACUUGCUUUCUUCUUGAGGGCCCAGGGACUGGAACAGAGUUUGGUCAAGAGCCUAGAGAAGUAUGAUUUUUCCGAGACGAAGGGAAUUGCUUUCGUCCACACAAUCGGGACGUCGCGCGCUGGAAACGCUGACGAUUGGAAGCGGACCGGCUAUUGCGGUCUCGGACGUGCCAUAUCAGCACUGGGCCUUGACACGUCGGCUGAUGUCGAGCUCGACUACAUUGUCUCGUCACUCGGCUCGGUCAACCAUGACCUACUGACUGCCAUAUACUAUGCAGCCCAGGGCAAUGAUGGCCUGAAGGAAUACAAUGAGAGAUCGGCUAGGGGAAAGAGAGCCAAGGCCAUCUCCAUCAAAGCCGCUCUUGGGAAGAUCAACGAUCAACUUCGUAUCUACUUUCCGUCCCAAGAGACGGUGGAACGUAGCCGCGGAGGCACAGAGUCAGCAGGAUCUAUCUGCGCCCAGUCUAAAUGGUGGAACUCGGAUACGUUUCCGCGACAAUUAGUUCACGAGAGUCAGAAUGUGAGGCCGGGCGUGUUGCUACACAGCAAGAUGCUGUUAGCACGGUCCAAGAACUCACCAGGAAAACAGCCCAUCGCCUGGGCGUAUAUCGGAUCCGCGAACCUUUCCGAAAGUGCCUGGGGCCGGCUGACUAGAGACAAGCGGACGGGGAAUCCCAAGCUCAACUGUCGCAACUGGGAGUGUGGUGUCGUACUCUCGCCGUCGGCCAGGACCGACAAGCAUAUUAGCGACAGCCGCGCUGCAGCCAAUAAUGGCGCUGCCGCGGCACCGGCGGACGACAUGUCUGUCUUCCUGGGCAGCAUUCCUGUGCCGAUCAUCUGGCCCAGUGAGGCGUAUGGCAGAACCAAGACGAAGAAGCCUUGGCUCUUUCUCGAGUAA